CAAGACUCGAGCCGUCUGCGAGACACAGCGGCCAGUGCGGCACUGCGGCUGGCUGAAGCGCGGCGGGCAAGGAAGGAAGGAAGAAGACGACUUCGGCCUGAUAAACAGUGUCAAAGGGGAACUAGCUGUCUCGGUUGUCCUGCGCUUGUUUACCACACACACACACUCAGUGAAGGCGACAUCCUUCCGGCAUUUUUUGGUGAAGGCUUGCAAAAGGGUCCUGGAGGACACCUGUUAUCAGGACAAUGGGACUCCCCGCGGUGUCGUCCACCUUCAGGCUGUUAACCCUCGCCCUGUUCCUGGUGCUGCCUCUGUUUGGGACGUCGCACCCCGUCCAGACCAAAGAGCGGCCCAGCCUGGUGUUUAUGGAGCAGUUUAGCCGGCAAGCGGUCGGAUUGAACUGGAAAAACAUCACAUGUCCCGUGUGCAAAGCAGUUUUCGCCAUCCUUGAUAUCGCCCUGCUGAGUGAUGCAAAUGAAGAGCGAGUAGCCUAUAUGGUAGGGGAGGCAUGCAUCCGUCUCCAUCUGGCUGAUGAGCGAGUAUGUCGGGAGAUAACGGAGCUGUUCAGGUCUGACUUCAUCCGAGCCCUCCAGGAGUCGCUGCUGUGGCCCUCUGAAGCAUGCGCUGUGUUGGUGGGCUCCUCCUGUGGAAAAUUUGACAUCUACGCUCCCUGGAACAUCACCUUGCCCAAGGUCCCUAAGCCCCCAGUCACUCCUCCUUCUCCACCCAAACCUGGCAUGCCACAGAGCCGGGUCUUGUUUCUCACAGACGUCCACUGGGAUCAGGAGUACACAGUGGGCAGCAGCGCAGAUUGUAAGGACCCUCUUUGUUGUCGUAAUGACUCAGGCUCUCCCAUCUGGCGGCGGAGGGAGGCUGGCUACUGGGGAACCUACAGUAAGUGUGACCUGCCACUGUGGACCGUGGAAAACCUCCUUGAGCAUGCUGCCAGAUCUGGACCAUGGGACUGGGUCUACUGGACUGGAGACAUACCAGCGCACAAUGUUUGGUCUCAAACAAGGAAACAACAGCUGUCUGAGCUUACAGUCAUCUCCAGGCUCAUCCACAAGCAUCUGGGACCUAAUGUGACGGUGUACCCUGCUGUAGGGAACCAUGAGAGUACACCUGUGAAUAGCUUCCCUCCACCCUUUGUUCGCGGUAACAGGUCCUCAGCCUGGCUCUAUAAUACUAUGGCAAAGGAAUGGGCGCCAUGGUUACCGGAGCAAGCCCUGAACACUCUGAGAUAUGGAGGAUUUUACACUGUGGAGAUUCAGCCUGGCUUGAGAGUGGUCUCUCUCAACAUGAACUUUUGUGCUCGAGAAAACUUCUGGCUGAUGGUGAACUCUACUGAUCCUGCCAACCAGCUACAGUGGCUGGUUCACAUUCUCCAGGCCAGUGAGGACAAGGGGGAGAAGGUACACAUCAUUGGUCACAUCCCACCUGGCCUAUGUCUUGGCAGCUGGAGCUGGAACUACUAUCACAUUGUCAACAGAUAUGAAAGCACUAUUACUGGACAGUUUUUUGGCCACACACACUUGGAUGAGUUCCAGGUGUUUUACGAUGAGGCGACAAUGACCCGCCCACUGGGAGUUGCCUUCAUUGCUCCCAGUGUCACCACCUACAUCAACCUCAACCCAGGCUACCGCGUGUACUUGGUUGAUGGGGAUUAUCGGGGCAGCUCUCGGCUGGUGCUUGAUCACGAAACCUACAUCCUUAACCUCACCGAGGCCAACCACAGUCCAGAGGCUCGGGGUCAUCCAGAACCAAAUCCUAAGUGGACCCUUCUGUACCGCGCCACUGAGGCCUACGGUGUGUCCAGUGUGUUCCCCUCCGACUGGGAUGGGCUGAUCCGUACCUUCCUUAGUGAUGACCGGGUCUUCCAGAAGUUCUGGUACUUGAGACAUAAAGGACACGUGUCGGAGCCCUGCAAAGAGACCUGCAAAACCUCUUUGUUGUGCUUCUUGCGCAGUGGGCGCUACAGUGAGUUGGAGCAGUGUGACCUCCUCAAUGGUUUUGAUGGAAACUUGGCCAGAGCUGCCAGGAAGACCCUCUGUUGAUCUAAUUUCCUUAAGACUGAAUGUGACCAAACAUCAUCUGAAAAUCAUCCAAAAAUUGUGAAAAUGUUGAACAGCUGUCAUGUUACUUUUUAGGGAGGGAUGGGAGCCUUUUGUCUUGUCCGGUCAGGGUACUAGCUGGAUUUUCAGUUCAACAAGAAUUGUAUUAUAACAUGAAUCCACCUCAGGGCCCUUACUCCAAGAGAAAGGUUAUGUGGAUUUCUUAAACCUUACAUUGAGGUCAAAUUCAAAGUGUUGUAGUACAGUGACUUCUCUUAUCACUGAUAAAAGAAAUCAACCACAUCUUUGGAAAAAACAUUACUGAUUAAAGAAGUUUGCUGUGUUGUGUGUAGCAAUAAGACAUGGAUUUGUCAACUGCUGUUUUGAAAUAGCCGUUAUGUGUCAAAACUAUUGACCUGAUUUGCCUGAAAUGCGUCCUCUGGUAACUUGAGAUACGCAGAAGGGCAGGAGUUAGAAGGUAGAACUGAUUGAGAAUUGUCCGUGAGCUGGGCAGCAGAAUGAUGUGUAGAGGCAGUUCUACCAUACUGGAGGCAUUUUAUUGUUAAAAAAAAAUCCCAUGUGUCUGUAAGACUCCUGGAAACAUUUUUAAAGCAUACAUUUUUCCUCCUACGCAUAAAGUGCAUCAGCUUCAUGUUGGUAUUUCUCUAAAUCUCCAGGGAAUGACUCAAUUUAUGUAAAUAUCACAUUAAGACCUGCUCAAAGACCUGUAUAGCUUAAUCUUAGUAUUACUACUCUACAGUCAGCGAGGAUAGCUGGGGAUCCAAUUUUGAGAUUUUCUUUAUUCCUUUUUCAUGAAUAACAUAAGAGUAGGUAGUGAUCAGAACGAUAGGCCUCUGUAAAUCCUAAAGAGUUACUGUAAAGCAUUUUGGUCUUGGAUUAGAAUGACAAUAUCUUCAUCUGCCAUCUUUGUGGACAAUUGUGACAUGAAUCGAAUUUGGAUGAAAAACGGUGGCCUUAUUGAUUUGACCCCCCCCUUUAUUUAUUUUUUUUUUUUUUAAAUAUAUAUAGAUUUGUCCUUGACCAUUCCCACAAUGGAGUAUGAGAACUUGUAGUAUUUGCUGCACUGUUUCUUUGCAGUUGAAACAGAUUAGCAGAUGUUGUGUUUGAGACACUUUGCACUUUGCUGUAGAAGAUAGUAUCAUUGAUGUGGUCAUUUAUCACUUGUGGACAUCAUGAUUUUGUGUGUUUGUGUGUGCUCAGUUAUGAGCUUUGCUUGAUUGCCUCGCAGGAAGAAUUUUGAUUGUAGUUUUGCGUAUCUUGACUCAGUGCAUGACAUACGUCCCCCUAGCACCACUGUGGGGAUUUACCAGUUUGUGAAGCAACUAACUUGUAUAGCACCGUCUGCCUCAGCCAAAGAAGUGCUCAGACCUAAAUGAGGAAAAAUCUUUCACGUCAAGGUUUACUUCUUUCUUUGUCUGCACUUUAAUUCCUGUUACAUGGUUAAUUUAGAGGAAUAGAAUGAGUUUGACAAGCAUGAGUGGAAGCUGUGACAUUUUGAUCUCAGAUCUUGGUCUAUAGUGUGUGUGUGUGUGUGUGUGUGUGUGUGUGUGUGUGUGUGUGUGAUGUUUAAAAAAAAAAAAAAAACGUGAAAGCAAUGCACACU
This is a messenger RNA of Myripristis murdjan (pinecone soldierfish), 3675 nucleotides long. RefSeq names its product sphingomyelin phosphodiesterase 1 (gene smpd1). Gene Ontology annotation, molecular function: acid sphingomyelin phosphodiesterase activity. Lineage: Eukaryota; Metazoa; Chordata; Actinopteri; Holocentriformes; Holocentridae. The transcript is spliced from 9 exons. Gene Ontology annotation, biological process: sphingomyelin catabolic process; ceramide biosynthetic process. Gene Ontology annotation, cellular component: lysosome. The record is from RefSeq and is a predicted model, not a curated record. Bases 246 to 2054 code for a protein of 602 amino acids.